This is a messenger RNA of Vicia villosa (hairy vetch), 1451 nucleotides long. RefSeq names its product mitochondrial carnitine/acylcarnitine carrier-like protein. The transcript has 3 exons. Lineage: Eukaryota; Viridiplantae; Streptophyta; Magnoliopsida; Fabales; Fabaceae. Bases 360 to 1253 code for a protein of 297 amino acids. The record is from RefSeq and is a predicted model, not a curated record. Gene Ontology annotation, biological process: mitochondrial L-ornithine transmembrane transport. Gene Ontology annotation, molecular function: L-ornithine transmembrane transporter activity.
UAGUUGGCGCCACGACAGUAUAUCACAACUCUCUUUUCCCUUAAAAACAACGUUUUAGAGACAGACACUUAACAUAAACCAAAACAAGGUUGGUCGAAUACACAAUUAUAUAUAUUAACAUUGGUGACGUUUGAUUCCUCCUCUGUGGGACUGUCCAGUGUCCACUAUAUUAGUUAACUCUCAUUCGCUAACAUACUCGCUAUCUGACAAAUCGUGUGUGUCUUGAGUUGCUAAAUCAUCACCCUUCUUCAGAUUCACCAAAAUUUCUCCUCUUUCAACCUCUCUGAAUCACUGGGUACCCAUAACAACAAUCCUCUGGUUCAUCCUUCUGCUAUAACACAUUACUUCGAUAAAUCACGAUGGGAGAUGUGGCUAAGGACCUUACUGCUGGAACUAUUGGCGGAGCAGCACAACUAGUAGUUGGUCAUCCAUUCGACACCAUAAAGGUCAAGCUCCAAAGCCAGCCUACACCACUUCCUGGCCAGGUUCCGAAAUAUUCCGGUGCAAUUGAUGCUGUCAAGAAGACAAUAGCAGCUGAAGGUCCAGGGGGUUUAUACAAAGGCAUGGGAGCACCACUUGCUACCGUAGCCGCCUUCAAUGCUGUCCUAUUUACUGUUAGAGGGCAAAUGGAAACAUUGUUGAAAUCAUCUCCCGGUGAUACCCUCACCAUAAGUCAGCAGGUUGUUUGUGGAGCUGCAGCUGGACUUUCUGUUUCCUUUCUAGCUUGUCCUACUGAACUGCUCAAAUGCAGGUUACAAGCACAGAGUGCACUAGCUGGUUCAGGAACAGCUACAUUGGCCGUGAAAUAUGCAGGACCAAUGGAUGUGGCCAGACACGUUCUCAGAUCAGAAGGCGGCGUAAAGGGUCUUUUCAAAGGCUUGAUUCCCACUAUGGCGCGUGAAAUACCUGGAAAUGCAGCAAUGUUCGGCGUAUACGAAGCAACAAAGCAAUUAAUUGCCGGAGGCACUGACACCUCAGGACUUGGUAGAGGCUCUCUGAUGGCUUCGGGAGGCUUGGCUGGCGCUGCUUUUUGGUGUAUGGUUUAUCCAACUGAUGUUGUUAAGAGUGUGUUGCAAGUUGAUGAUUACAAAAAUCCGAAGUUUUCUGGUUCAAUUGAUGCUUUCAGAAGGAUAAAAGCUACCGAGGGAAUCAAAGGCCUUUAUAAAGGUUUUGGUCCUGCAAUGUUCAGAAGUGUUCCUGCAAAUGCAGCAUGUUUCUUGGCAUAUGAGAUGACAAGAUCAGCUUUGGGAUGAUUACUUUAUAAGCAAGAUUCAUAGAGGGGGGUUAUCAUUGAGUACCAUGAAUGCUCAUAUAUUUUUAUUUCAAAUCAUACAACAUUUUUAUUUCAUGCAUUGCAAUAUUGCAACAUUGCCACAAUGGCUUGGGUUUAUUGUUACUUCAUGGAAUGAUUCUUUUACCAUUGGUAAUGAAAGCAACCUUUUAUUUUUGAA